AUGGGCGCCAGGAGACGCUGGGUCCAGGUGCUCAGGCGGCCGGGCAAGCAUGCUACCGUCUGCCUCGAUGGCUACCUGAGCAAGGACUUCGGCCACAACGACGACGAUGAGUGCCACCGGAGGGCAGCCGUGCAGCAUCUUGCGCUAUUUGUGCCGGGAGUCCUUUCUCUGCUUCGACGAUCAGCCGAAGACGCAAAGCGCGACGCCAAGCAAUGGGCGGCCUCAUCCGGCGAUGGCGAUUCCACGGUCGCCCACGUCGAGGAGGGCGAGACAGGCGAGGCGGGCGCAGAAUUUGCAGCGACGUAUCGGUCCAACAACAUCGGAGACGCAACGCGCCUGAUCGACGUCGUCCGAGGCGCAGUGGGCACGAAUCAGGUGACGGCCAAGUCGCCGGAGCUCAUGGCAAUGAUGCGGCAGCUCUGUCGAUUCCAGCAAUCGGCGCUCUGCUCAACGGCCGAGCUCGAGGCCAUCGCGAUUCCCGAACAAGGGUUGAGGUGCAUAAGCAUGCCAGGGCGGGUAUUUUCCGGGGCCGCACUACCGCCGCAGGAUCAGGUCAAGGCUAUCAAGUCGCAGCAGAUAACCGACUCCGACGAGACGGCUAGCGACGCAGAAGCGGGAAUGCGCGUCCAGCUUGGCCCAUCGACCUCCUUCUUCGCGGCGGGCAAGGAGUUGUCAACACGGCUAACGCUGAACAAGAGGCAGUCGAUCGCUUUCCUAAUAAUAUGCCGCCAGCUCGAUUUGAUGCGACAAACGAAUAGGGGCGAUGCCGGCCAGCUCUGCCAGUUCGUCGGCGACCAAGGGGCGGGCGGCGCGAACACAGCCAAGGACCUUGACGGGGUGCGGCUGACAAAACGGGCGGAGCGGUUCAUCCACGGCCAGUCUCGGAUGGACUGGCAGGAGAAGGACGUGCUUGUCAUCGACGAGAAAGAUUUCGGGGGAUCCCCAUCGUCCUCUUCUGCGGAGACUUUCAGCAGUUCCGCCGGUCCAGAGAGGUCGAUCGUCCUGCCGAGCGCGGCCAUCUCGUGGGACGUAGACAACUCGUUCAAGGCCGAGCAGCGGCACCAGCACGACAAAGCGCACGCGCUGUGGAAGAUUCGACGGUCGGUGCAGGACCGCACGGAUCUGGACCUCCUCAACUCAGGUGCUACCGCGAGGGCAGGCGGAUCCUUGGGAGACUGGCAUCACCGUGGUGACGCCGCUGAACAGGAAUCGGUGGAACCUAAACAUGGAGGCAAGCUUGGCGUUCCGGGUCCAGCAGCGGUCGACGAUGCGCAUCUUCAUCUCGAGCACAAGUGGAAUGAGGAGCUGCCGACCGAGGAAGAAGCGAUCAUGGUACUCAAUCAAGGCGACGAUAGCGCGAUCCCCGUGCCGGCCGUCUUCAUGUUCGUGGCCGGGAUGCCGGUCGUCGUGAACCACAACACCCAUCAGGGGCUGAAGCUGGUGAACGGCGCCGGCUACUCGGCGGUGGAGGUCAUUGUCGACAAGGCGUCCCCAGGGCAUCGAAUCUCGUCCGACAUGACGAUCCACUUCAGGCCGCCGGCGGAUAUUACUGGAAUCGGCGACGACAAAGGACCUCCACUUCAACGACGUCAGCCGGAAGGGAUUGCCGUGCGCAGCAGCCUGGCCUGCACGGACUACAAGGUGCAGGGCAGAACGCCAGAGCGCGUGGCCCUGGAGCCUGGGGGACACGGACGACGAAAGUCGAUGGAAGGGCCGUGCCUCGCAAUGCGACCCGUGCGGAGAGAGACUUUGGGCAACCGAGUCCCCGAAGAGAUGACCGCCGCGCAGGCCAGGCUGGAGGUGCUAAGCGAGAGGACUGUCGAGGAAGCUUUGCGUCGGUCGGAUGGCGACGCUGAAGAGUCAAGGAGAGUUGUCAGGUGA
Hirsutella rhossiliensis is the source of this 1881-nucleotide messenger RNA. RefSeq names its product ATP-dependent DNA helicase PIF1. The transcript is spliced from 9 exons. Lineage: Eukaryota; Fungi; Ascomycota; Sordariomycetes; Hypocreales; Ophiocordycipitaceae. The record is from RefSeq and is a predicted model, not a curated record. Bases 1 to 1881 code for a protein of 626 amino acids.